Pteropus alecto (black flying fox) is the source of this 966-nucleotide messenger RNA. Its product is annotated as olfactory receptor 10AG1-like. Gene Ontology annotation, biological process: G protein-coupled receptor signaling pathway. The record is from RefSeq and is a predicted model, not a curated record. Gene Ontology annotation, molecular function: G protein-coupled receptor activity; olfactory receptor activity. Lineage: Eukaryota; Metazoa; Chordata; Mammalia; Chiroptera; Pteropodidae. The transcript has a single exon. Bases 1 to 966 code for a protein of 321 amino acids. Gene Ontology annotation, cellular component: membrane.
AUGGCCAAUCUCUCCAUGGCAUCUGUCUUCCUCCUCCAGGGCUUCUCGGCUGAUCCUAAGAUACAGCUGUUCAGCACUGCUGCCUUCCUUCUCAUUUACCUCGCUGCCAUUCUGGGGAAUGUCUCCAUUGUGGCCGCCGUGACCCUUGACACCCGCUUGCACAUGCCCAUGUACUUUCUCCUCAAACACCUGUCCGUAGUGGACAUCUGCUCCAUAUCUACCACCCUUCCCCGGGCCCUGGUGGCCACCAUGCUGGGCUCCGGGGAGAUUUCCCUCCCUGCAUGCGCAUCCCAGCUCUUUGCCUUUAUCUGCCUUGGAUCUACAGAGUGUUUUCUCAUCACCUCCAUGGCUUACGAUCGUUGUCUGGCCAUCUACAGGCCCUUGAUGUACAGGGCAGCCAUGAGCCCCCGGACCUGCAUCUCCCUGUUGGCGGUAGCCUGGAUCAGUGGGCUCCUUUUCUCCGCCUUCCACACAGCCAACACCUUCUCUCUGCCUUUCUGUGGCUCCAAUGUGAUUGAACACUUCUUCUGUGACAUCCCCGCACUCUUGCACCUGGCCUGUACCAGCAUGGAUGCCCAUGAGGCUGUUGGAUUUGUGGUUAGUGGCUGCGUCAUCAUGAGCUGCUUUGUCCUCACUGUCCUGUCCUAUGUCCGCAUCUUGGCCACAGUGGCUCGGAUCCGCUCUGUGGCCGGCCGCUGGAAGGCCCUCUCUACAUGCUCUUCUCACUUGGCCACUGUGCUCCUGUUUUAUGGCACUGGCAGCUCCGCCUACAUGCAGCCCACCAGGCACUACUUCCCAUUGAGAGGGCGCCUGGCUGCUGUCUCUUACUCUAUCCUCACACCCACCCUGAAUCCACUCAUCUACAGCCUGAGGAACAAGGACAUGAAGGGAGCCCUGAAGAAGCUCUAUCUUCACAUGCCAUCUUCUAAGGUCUCCUUGUCCAUGUUGGGGGAGAUGGCUCACUAG